AUGUGCUCCGGGCUCCAGGCCCUGCUACUGUCAAUUUGGCUUUCCUGGACACUGGGGAUCCGCGGAUCUGAGCCCAGCAGCGUCAACGACCCCGGGAACAUGUCCUUUGUGAAGGAGACCGUCGACAAGCUGUUGAAAGGCUACGACAUUCGUCUGAGACCCGACUUCGGGGGUCCCCCAGUCUGCGUGGGGAUGAACAUCGACAUCGCCAGCAUCGACAUGGUUUCUGAAGUCAACAUGGACUAUACCUUAACUAUGUAUUUUCAACAAUAUUGGAGAGAUAAAAGGCUCGCCUAUUCUGGGAUCCCUCUCAACCUCACGCUUGACAAUCGAGUGGCUGACCAGCUCUGGGUGCCCGACACAUAUUUCUUAAAUGACAAAAAGUCAUUUGUGCACGGAGUGACAGUGAAAAACCGCAUGAUCCGCCUCCACCCUGAUGGGACAGUGCUGUACGGGCUCAGGAUCACCACCACAGCAGCAUGCAUGAUGGACCUCAGGAGAUACCCCCUGGAUGAGCAGAACUGCACCCUGGAAAUUGAAAGCUAUGGCUACACCACGGAUGACAUUGAGUUUUAUUGGCGCGGCGGGGACAAGGCUGUCACCGGCGUGGAAAGGAUCGAGCUCCCACAGUUCUCUAUUGUGGAACACCGUCUGGUCUCCAGGAAUGUUGUCUUUGCCACAGGUGCCUACCCUCGACUUUCGUUGAGUUUUCGGUUGAAGAGAAACAUUGGUUACUUCAUUCUUCAGACGUACAUGCCCUCCAUCCUGAUCACCAUCCUCUCGUGGGUGUCCUUCUGGAUCAAUUACGAUGCGUCCGCUGCUCGAGUUGCCCUUGGGAUCACCACCGUGCUCACCAUGACAACCAUCAACACUCACCUUCGGGAGACUCUGCCCAAAAUCCCCUACGUCAAAGCCAUCGACAUGUACCUAAUGGGCUGUUUCGUCUUUGUAUUCCUGGCCCUUCUGGAGUACGCCUUCGUCAACUACAUUUUCUUUGGAAGAGGUCCUCAAAGGCAGAAGAAGCUCGCAGAGAAGACUGCCAAGGCCAAGAAUGACCGUUCCAAGAGUGAAAGCAACCGGGUGGAUGCUCAUGGGAACAUCCUAUUAACAUCACUGGAGGUUCACAACGAAAUGAAUGAGGUCGCCGGCGGCAUCGGAGACACCAGGAAUUCAGCAAUAUCCUUUGACAACUCAGGAAUCCAGUAUAGGAAACAGAGCAUGCCCAGGGAAGGGCACGGGCGGUACAUGGGAGACAGAAGCAUCCCGCACAAGAAGACCCACCUACGGAGGAGGUCUUCCCAGCUCAAGAUCAAAAUCCCUGAUCUCACCGAUGUGAAUGCCAUAGACAGAUGGUCCCGGAUCGUGUUUCCCUUCACCUUUUCCCUUUUCAACUUAGUUUACUGGCUGUACUAUGUUAACUGA
This is a messenger RNA of Arvicola amphibius (Eurasian water vole), 1422 nucleotides long. RefSeq names its product gamma-aminobutyric acid type A receptor subunit beta3 (gene Gabrb3). The transcript has 9 exons. Gene Ontology annotation, biological process: chemical synaptic transmission; nervous system process; monoatomic ion transmembrane transport. The record is from RefSeq and is a predicted model, not a curated record. The coding region runs from base 1 to 1422 and encodes 473 amino acids. Gene Ontology annotation, molecular function: extracellular ligand-gated monoatomic ion channel activity; GABA-A receptor activity; neurotransmitter receptor activity. Gene Ontology annotation, cellular component: membrane; neuron projection; GABA-A receptor complex. NCBI's taxonomy places the organism in Eukaryota, Metazoa, Chordata, Mammalia, Rodentia, Cricetidae.